Messenger RNA from Trachemys scripta elegans, 1446 nucleotides. It is a transcript of the gene BCL2A1, whose product is annotated as BCL2 related protein A1. The transcript has 2 exons. Gene Ontology annotation, biological process: extrinsic apoptotic signaling pathway in absence of ligand; intrinsic apoptotic signaling pathway in response to DNA damage; negative regulation of apoptotic process. Gene Ontology annotation, cellular component: mitochondrial outer membrane. Lineage: Eukaryota; Metazoa; Chordata; Testudines; Emydidae. Gene Ontology annotation, molecular function: channel activity; protein heterodimerization activity; protein homodimerization activity. The record is from RefSeq and is a predicted model, not a curated record. Bases 158 to 685 code for a protein of 175 amino acids.
AACUCAUAGCCACAACCCACACAUUCAUUUAAGGAAGCUUUACAGGAACUUUCUGUGAUGCAAGUGCCUAGCUUGUAGUUAUUUAGUUCAGCUUUUAGAGUGGAUUAGCAGUUUCACACUGGUCAAAGGCUGUGAUUUGCUCUGAGCCUGCUUCUAAAUGGAACGCUCUGAGUACUGCUAUGUUUACCAUUUAGUCCAAGAUUAUCUGAAAUACAUUCUUCAGGAACCACAGCUUGGACCAGCCCCAAGCAGAGUUGCUCAUGUCUUAAGAAAUACUGCAUCCUUUCUGCAAAAGGAAAAUGAAGAGAGUCUGAAACCAUGUUUGGACACACUUGAUAUUACCUCUGUAGAUGCUGCCAGAAGAAUUUUCACUGAAGUCGUGGAUAAAGAAUUUGCUGAUGGAAACACUAACUGGGGACGGAUUUUGACAAUAUUUAUGUUUGGAGGAAUUCUUUCUAAGAGGCUUCAAGAACACAAAGUUCAGCUUACAGGAGAUAAUAAAGAGCAGAUUUCUUAUUUCAUCACCGAGUACAUUAUAAACAACAAGGCUGAGUGGAUAGAGGCAAAUGGAGGUUGGGAAAACGGCUUCCUACCUAUGUUUGAGGAAAAACGAUCAUGGCUGUCCUUAUUCAACAUUAAAGCAAAAAUCAUGGAUGCUUUUUCCUUCUUCAGUCAGUACUAUUGACAAGAUGGAGAUCAGCCUUCCCAUGUAAACUGGAUGUUGCCACAAGACACAUUGCAGUGGCUUUCUUCAAGCAAGAGGAAAAUGAAUCAGCCUUCUAGAAUUAAGGACAUGUUUUCUUGCUUAUAUUAUAUUUUAAUUUAUAUAUUUACUAGUAAAUGUUUAGGUGCUGGCUUAUUUGACAACAGUAAAGACUGAAGUCCUCCUGCUAUCGAAGAGGUACAGAACUGACUCCCAAUAUGCCUCAACCCUGACCUGGAGAGAACUCUUCUAGGCGAGACAGCGAGCAGUUCAGUGUCUAUCUUCUCUGAUGCACCUUCAAAGACGUGCAUUGUUUCACCUACACAUAAUCCAAUGGGUUAGGAGCAGUAUCAGUUUUAAUUCUGAAUUUUAAAAAUUUUGUGAAUUAAAUUUCUUACUUUAUUGCAUUUUGUUGUUUACUUUAUCAGCAGUAGACUUCUUAAAUAAAGAGGCUAAAACACUCACUCAUGAAAGUACAUGCAAGUUCAUGAGCUGGAUCAAAUGAUCACUUGGGACCAGCAAUUUAAAAUGUGUGUAUAUAUUUACUAAUCAGUACGAUGGCAUCUGUUUAAUAAUUUCUUUUUUUUAAAAAAAAGGUUUUUCAUAUGCAUGGAGUUCUUUCCACCUGCAAUGACCACUUGAUUUGUUUAAAGAGAUGCUUUUAAAUGGCCAAGUGCAAAAACUUUAUUUGAAAUCAAUAAACUAUUUGUAUCUUCUAUAAUUAAAAUGUGACCAAUGGGUUU